AUGCCGAUCCCACCAUCUGAAUAUGUGAGCAAUGUCUGGAAACAGGGCAUAUUUGAUGGCCGUGUGGUGUUUGUAACUGGUGGCGCCGGUACCAUUUGCAGUGCGCAAACGAGAGCUUUGGUCCAUUUGGGCGCCAAUGCGUGCAUCAUUGGUCGCAAUCAGGAAAAGACAGAGGCUGCCGCUAAGGAUAUCGCGACAGCACGGUCGGGUGCGAAAAUUAUUGGAAUUGGUGGUUGCGAUGUUAGAAAUCCCGACCAUUUGGUAAAGGCUGCUGAAAGAUGUGUGAAAGAGCUCGGUGCCAUUGAUUUUGUCAUAGCCGGAGCUGCAGGCAACUUCGUAGCACCAAUUUCUGGCCUUACCUCCAACGGCUUCAAAACUGUUAUGGAUAUUGACGUACUAGGAACUUAUAACACCGUCAAAGCCACCAUGCCCUACCUCAUCGAAUCGGCUGCUAGAAACAAGACCUAUCCGAACGGUUUGACAGGAGGAAGGAUUAUCUACGUAUCUGCUACUUUCCACUAUUCCGGAAUGCCUUUGCAGGCUCAUGUGAUGGCUGCCAAGGCCUCGGUUGACUCUAUCAUGGCAUCCGUAGCCUUGGAAUAUAGCCCCUAUGGAAUAACUUCCAACGUGAUUGCUCCCGGCGCUAUCGGAGGAACUGAGGGGAUGGAGAGGCUAUCAAGCAAGCAGGCGAAUCCGAAACUUCUUGCCUCCGCCAUCCCCAUUGGUCGACUGGGUACUAUUCGAGACAUAGCAGAUGCGACCGUCUACCUUUUCAGCGAUGCCGGUAAUUACGUAACAGGAGAGGUUCUCGUUGUAGACGGCGGUGGCUGGAGGAACAAUACCCUAUCUGUCGGCCUCGACGAAGGCAUGAAAUACCCUGACUUCUUACUAACGGGCCAAUUCUCCAAACACGUCAAGAGUGGGAGAAAGGCAGGGUCGAAGCUCUGAGCAACAGCAUUCGAACGCGAGCUUGGAGCCUAGGCCCAUGCCAACGCACCUCCAGAAACGCCUAUGAAUACUACUACAAUAAGGAUGUACGAUAAGAGGAGGCAGGUUUCGUGUUGAUGAAUGGCCUUCGUAUAGGAGUUUGGGUGCAAUCGACGUUGCUGUAAGACAGUGACUCGUGAAUCAGCAAGCAGGCGUCAUUUACCACAUAGACAACCUACUAGACACGCGAGGAAUAGAAGAGGCUAUCAAGGGGCUCGGAAUCACCACGCGUUUGUACCUACCUAGGUAAUUAAUAAACGAUGCGAACCAGGGCCUUUAUACCCAGCAGUAAUGUCUUAGUCAACCGACAUCACGGAAUUUCCUAUAAAAACGGUGGAAUAUUCUAUCAAGUUUAUUAUUUCCUAUCUCGCUACCUAACUAACUAAUUGACAAUCAACUCGCAAUAGCGAGCAGGCUAUUCUAGUGGUUCCAGUAAGCAUCCAUUCCUCUCCUAACUAACAAGGUUAGGGAUACUACUGCCAUAGAAUCUACGAUGUUUACCUAGGUAACGUAACGCCUGAUGAUGGUAGGGCAAGGACGGCAAGAGGGAGAGGUAAGGGG
Hypoxylon fragiforme is the source of this 1548-nucleotide messenger RNA. RefSeq names its product NAD(P)-binding protein. Gene Ontology annotation, biological process: fatty acid catabolic process. The coding region runs from base 1 to 948 and encodes 315 amino acids. Gene Ontology annotation, molecular function: 2,4-dienoyl-CoA reductase (NADPH) activity. The transcript has 4 exons. NCBI's taxonomy places the organism in Eukaryota, Fungi, Ascomycota, Sordariomycetes, Xylariales, Hypoxylaceae. The record is from RefSeq and is a predicted model, not a curated record.